GCGUUACAACCGCCAUUGCUGUCUGCUGCGUCUCCUCUCCCUCUGCUGUGUCGCAGCUGUCCGCUCUGUUGCUGCGUCUCCGCCUUCGAACGUCGCCGGAGAAGGAGACUCGAGGGUCUACGAAGGAAGGAGGAGGAGAGACACAGGGAGGGAAAGGUCUUGGUGGUGGUGUUGGUGGUGGACAGUACGAUGGCGAGCAGAGCGGUUUGUGUGCUCAAGGGCGAUUCGCCCGUGACCGGCACGGUGCAUUUCGAACAGGAGGGCUGUGGACCCGUGGUGGUCAAGGGACACAUCUCAGGCCUGAGCCCCGGCAAGCACGGACUGCACGUCCACGCCUACGGAGACAACACCAACGGCUGUACCAGCGCCGGGCCCCACUUCAACCCCAGCAACAAGACCCACGGUGGUCCCGACGAUGCCGAGAGGCACGUGGGCGACCUGGGCAACGUCGUGGCGAACGAGGCCGGAGUGGCCGAGUUCACCAUCCGGGACUCGCUCAUCGCCCUGUGCGGAGAACGCAGCAUCGUCGGGCGCACGGUCGUGGUGCACGAGAAAGAGGACGACCUGGGCCGCGGGAACGACGAGGAGAGCAAGAAGACGGGAAACGCCGGGGGGCGCCAGGCCUGCGGUGUCAUCGGCCUGGCCCAGAGCUGAACCCCGAUAGCCCCGCCCCCCAUGGCCCCGCCCCCCCUGGCCCCGCCCCCCCUGGCCCCGCCCCCCCUGGCCCCGCCCCCCUGGCCCCGCCCACCUGGCCCCGCCCCCUUCCAUAAUGGACGCCGCUAAACCCAGGCACCCCUCCGCCAAUCGGCAAAUUCCCGCCCAGCGGACGCACUCGGCGCUCGCUUCCCCGCUGAUUGCGAUCACGUGGCUCUGCGAUCACGUGGCUCUGCGAUCACGUGGCUCUACGAUCACGUGGCUCUACGAUCACGUGGCUCUGCGAUCACGUGGCUCUACGAUCACGUGGCUCUACGAUCACGUGGCUCUGCGAUCACGUGGCUCUGCGAUCACGUGGCUCUACGAUCACGUGGCUCUACGAUCACGUGGCUACGGUUGCAAAGCUACGAUGUCGCAGCUACCGAUUUCCCGUAGCCACGAUCUCUCGCGGCCGGCGCACGCCUCACCGAUUUUGUCC
Petromyzon marinus (sea lamprey) is the source of this 1132-nucleotide messenger RNA. The record is from RefSeq and is a predicted model, not a curated record. NCBI's taxonomy places the organism in Eukaryota, Metazoa, Chordata, Hyperoartia, Petromyzontiformes, Petromyzontidae.